Capra hircus (goat) is the source of this 4611-nucleotide messenger RNA. It is a transcript of the gene TRIB2, whose product is annotated as tribbles pseudokinase 2. Gene Ontology annotation, cellular component: nucleus. The coding region runs from base 1422 to 2588 and encodes 388 amino acids. The transcript has 4 exons. Lineage: Eukaryota; Metazoa; Chordata; Mammalia; Artiodactyla; Bovidae. Gene Ontology annotation, molecular function: protein kinase activity; ATP binding; mitogen-activated protein kinase kinase binding. The record is from RefSeq and is a predicted model, not a curated record. Gene Ontology annotation, biological process: positive regulation of proteasomal ubiquitin-dependent protein catabolic process; regulation of MAP kinase activity; protein phosphorylation.
CUCAGUGGAAAUGUGUCGGUGACAUUGAAUGGGGAGACCGAGCGCGAGCGAGGCGCGCGCGCGCACACACACAGCCCCGCUCGCGCAGAGAUCCCCGGCCACGUAAGUAACUAUUAAUACCGCCUCGCCGAGAGAUGCGGGCGUGCUGAGCUCGGGGAUUGGCCUCGGGCACCAUCGGCCGUCCCCUUCCAUUUCCAAUACACGUUUCUCUUACCCUCCGGGUGGGGGGAAGAACAAAAAUCAAAGAAGAAGAGAAGCCGUCAAUUUUCUCCAAAACAACCCCGCCAGGCAGUUUGGGUCGAGGGUAAGGGGUGUCGGAGCGGUGGCAAAUUAUUCCAAGGCGCGAUCCAGUGAAAAGAGCGAGAGAGGAGACGGCGUGGGUUGACUGGGCUGGAGGUGCAUCCCUUUCCUGCGCCGGGAGGACCCCCGGAAGCUCGUGUCGGGGACACCGGAGACCAUUGAUCUACCCUCGUCCUUCCUGCGCGCACUUCUCGCUUUCUCCGGAGGCCGAUCCAGAGCGCGAGGGAGCGGCGACGGCAUGAGCCGGUGCUGACCUCCGCCCGGCGGGCCAAGCCCUGGGCUUUGUCGCGUACCUGAGCCCGGCCCGCAACUCCGUGCCCGGCUUUUGCAAUCUUUUGUUGGCAGCGCUGACCGCUCUAAGUUAAAUGCUCCCUUGCUAUUUUUUUUUUCUUUUCUUUUUGUCUGUUUGUUUAAAUUUUGGAGAGCUCUAGCGAUCUUGGAAAAGCCUCAGACGCCAUCUACAGUUAAAACGUAGGUAAUUACCCUCUCCGGACCCUCUCCGGCAACCUCCCCCCCGCCCGCCUUCCACGCCCCCCACCCUUUCCACCAAAAAAGGGGGUGCAGCGCGGAUUCAGUCUGCGGUGCGGCGCGAGCCGGUACCCGGGCUUGUUUCCUUUUUCUUUUUGUUUGGUUUCUAACGCGCCGAGACCAAGCGGCGGCCGUGUGCGCUCCCCGAAGACUGCACAAACUACAGCGAGGCUCCUCCGCCCCGUCUGCUUCGGGAGCCUGCGUGGGGACUGCUCCGGGAGCCCCAGAGCUGCAGCUCCUCACCUUAGCAAUCCGGUUACAAGUCCAGAUCCACGUUGCAAAAGGAGCGAGCGAGAGAGAGAAACUAAAAGUGCGAAGAUUCUGCAAAUCGCUGGCGGCUUUCGGGGUAACAAAAGGACCCGAGUUGCCGCCGACCGAGGACUCCCCUGGGAGUCGGGCUCGGAGCAGACGAGGUGCCCGGCGGCUGCCGUUUGGUGGGUGCUUCUAACUCUUUCUCCACGUAGCCCCCUUCCCGUCCCUCCCCUCUCGAUCCCUUUUAACAUCCGUGGCACGGAGGCGCCUGCAGCCGCACUCGCCCGCGACUCAUCUCUCCAGCGGUUUUUUUUUGUUUGUCGAGUGCGAUCCCCACACUCAUGAACAUACACAGGUCUACCCCCAUCACAAUAGCAAGAUAUGGGAGAUCGCGGAACAAAACCCAGGAUUUCGAGGAGUUGUCGUCUAUAAGGUCUGCCGAACCCAGCCAGAGUUUCAGCCCGAACCUCGGCUCCCCGAGCCCGCCUGAGACUCCGAACUUGUCGCAUUGCGUUUCUUGCAUUGGGAAAUACUUAUUGUUGGAACCCCUGGAGGGAGACCACGUUUUUCGGGCCGUGCAUCUGCACAGUGGAGAGGAGCUGGUGUGCAAGGUGUUUGAUAUCAGCUGCUACCAGGAGUCCCUGGCCCCCUGCUUUUGCCUGUCUGCCCACAGCAACAUCAACCAAAUCACCGAAAUUAUCCUGGGGGAGACCAAAGCCUAUGUGUUCUUUGAGCGGAGCUAUGGGGACAUGCAUUCCUUUGUCCGUACCUGCAAGAAGCUGAGGGAGGAGGAGGCGGCCAGGCUCUUCUACCAGAUUGCCUCGGCCGUGGCCCACUGCCACGACGGGGGGCUGGUGCUCCGGGACCUCAAGCUGCGGAAAUUCAUCUUUAAGGACGAAGAAAGGUUCCGUGCAUGGCAUCACCGGUGUGAUGGAAUGGGAUUAACUGAGUUGAUGGGGCCUGAGAACUGCGGGAACUUUGCAGUGGUGGAAUUCUGGCCAAGAGAAUGGAGGAGGGUGUUGGUUUUAGGCACUGAAAGGACUCGGGUCAAGCUGGAAAGCCUGGAAGACGCCUAUAUUCUGCGGGGAGAUGACGACUCACUCUCCGACAAGCACGGCUGCCCAGCGUAUGUCAGCCCGGAGAUCUUGAACACCAAUGGCAGCUACUCGGGCAAAGCAGCUGACGUGUGGAGCCUGGGAGUGAUGCUCUACACCAUGCUGGUUGGGCGGUACCCUUUCCAUGACAUUGAGCCCAGUUCGCUCUUCAGCAAGAUCCGGCGUGGCCAGUUCAACAUUCCAGAGACUCUGUCGCCCAAGGCCAAGUGCCUCAUCCGGAGCAUCCUGCGGCGGGAGCCCUCGGAGCGGCUGACCUCCCAGGAGAUUCUGGACCAUCCUUGGUUUUCUACAGAUUUUAGCGUCUCGAAUUCAGGAUAUGGUGCUAAGGAAGUGUCUGAUCAGCUGGUGCCGGAUGUCAACAUGGAGGAGACCUUGGACCCUUUCUUUAACUGAGCUCAUGCCCCACGGGGACUUAGCAGGUACCAGAAGCGAGAGAGAGGGCAGCGGAGAGGAGUUCUUCCAGGGAACACGUAUCGCCUGGCUUGGUAGCAGGAGGGACACGGACACUCAGGCUUCUUGGUUCAAAGAAGGAAAACCGUCAAGGAGCUGACUGAACAUGUAGCAUGGGGGCCAGAGAUGCGGGAUGGAGGCGGGCUCCAGGGUCCUGUCGGGCGGGCAGGAGCCCCCUGGAGCUUCUCUCGCCCGACGGAACCCCCCCGGGAGACCACCCCUGUCAGCUGGGCUGCUUCCGCCUAUCCCCCUUUCCAUUUUGUUCCAAAUAGUUGCAAAUCUUGAUAGAAUCAAAACUCUGCCUCAAACACACAUCUUGGCAUCGCACUGUUAGCAUUUAACUUCUUGUCAUGAUUCAGGGAAGGUACCAUUGGCCAAGGGUUUUUUGUUUUUUAUUUUCUUUUUAAACAAGCCAGCCACCUAUCUGAUAAUUCACGGGGUUCAUUAAAUAAAAAUUCGGUGCACACAGACUGAUGUGAAACCUGGGUGCUAAAACUAAAAGAAAAUAAAAGUCCAGUUUGUGUCUCCUAAUUGCGCUCUUCAACUCAUUUCUUCUAAAUAAACUAUUGAAUAUCCUGGUCAGGAAAUGACACGUUUAGUGCUUUGCUCCCUGAAGUGGGCGGGGGGGGUGGGGAUCAAACCUGUCCUUUAACCCAGUAUUCUGUUUUCUGUCAAUUGGUUUGUGGCAGGAAGCUCUUAGAAGUCAAACUUCCAGAUGCAUCAUUGCUAUCAUAGUUUAAAGAAAGAAAAAUGAAAGGAAAAGAAAAAUUCAACUCUUUAAUUUUAUUAUUAUUAUUAUUUUUUUUUUCUGGUGAAUGACGAGGGCUGCAUCACAGGCAUGCCUAUUUGCUGAGAUGUUAGUGAUGGAGUGAGAUUCCAGAUGCUGUUGGAGUCUGAAGCUCUUGUAACACUCUGAUCUCAACUAAACAUUUUGUCUUUGCUUUAUUGACAACUCAUGAAAUGAAGCAGGUUGUCCCACAUGUAUGAAAUACAGGGCAGCUAUUGCAUUUUCUUUAUGGAAUAUGAUCCUUGUAGCUUGGGAGGCCCUCUGGUUUGGACAAAAACCCUCAGUUGAGACAAGCAGGAAGGAAAAUAAGCUGAAAGCUAGGAUGAUAUUAAAAAAAAAAACAAAAAACAAAAAAUACAGCUCUCUAUCCCCAUAUGCACCUUUGUAUUUUUCAAGAACUCUUCUAUUUAUUAAGGAAAAUGUCACAUUGUGAUGUAUUAAGCCAGUACUUCAAUUACGGGUUAACUUGGGUAACAUGUUACAUGCUGUAGUUAACAUUUAUAUAUAUAUAUUUUUCUUUGUUUGAGUAUUUCUGUCCCUGAAAUAACCUUUUAUUUGGCUUUUCUAGAUAGCUUUACUUGAUUUCGAGUGGCAAAUGUUUUUCUUUUCUUUUCUUUUCUUUUUUUUUUCUGUUACGGCGCUUCUAUAUUGCUGUAUGAUACAAAACUCUUUUGGCAUCAAUAUUUGUGUUUCCAGUACCUCAGUUGUUCGGAUUUUACUGCCUGUAUAUGUUUUGUGAAAUGGUCAUGUUUUUGGGUAGGUGACACGUGGACUCUAGUAUGUAAAUGUUACUUGAAUCUGUGCUUCAUUAUAGUAUGUGGCAUGUAUGUGCAGACCUUGGAUGCUCUAUUCCUACUUAGCAGGAACCCGGCCUCAUUCCCAGGAGGGCGGCUUAACCAUUCAUCGUCAGGAGACAAGGAGGCCAUGGAUUUGCUCUGGAUUCUAUUUUGAUAAUAGGAGAUAAAAAAGGAGAGAGGGUUUUUUACAUUCUGAAGAUGGGGCUGAGUCAAGAAGGACCUGUUUUUCUUCCCUCUCCCUUAUUUUUUAAGUACCUUGUUGGAGGAAAGAUUGGUGACAUGCAUGGUGGGAAUCUAUGGCCUCUGGUGCUUUGUCCUGUAUUCGGUUUAAUGUUUUUGUCCUAAUCUCUUCAAUCAAUAAAAUUGUGCGUAUUUAACUAAA